AAAGUUGAAAUUUCAAGCGAUUGCUUCCGGGUGAUAAUGAUGUUUCUGUUUGCUGUAACACGUUUGGUUUUCUUGGCGGUGAUGAUUGUCACAGUGAUGGAGGCACGGACGAUGUAUCACGAACAGCAAGAUGAAGAUACCAUCGACGGCAAGAACUUCAAGCGAACUUUACCCAACAUUCAAGAACUCACCAUACUGGAUAAGAUUUCUAUCAUAAAUAAAGGACACCAAGGAAAAAGAUUAUUUGAAGCUGACAUUGUUCUAACCGACCAUGAUCACGUGGACACGAGGAACACUGGUGACGUGGAUGGGCCAAGCGGAAACAUUGUUAAACGAAACGCAGCAAGAUCACGUCAGGGCUUAUGGCAGACACGAGUUGUCCCGUAUGAGAUCGACCCUGCCAUAUCUGGUGGUCAAUCGUCAAUCCUCCAAGAUGCUAUAAAUGAAUUCAAUACGCAUUCAUGUCUUAAGUGGAUCCCGAAACGCAGCGAAGACAAGAACUGGGUGAAGUUUGUCAAGGGGGACGGGUGUUUUUCGAGUGUGGGUAAGAAGUACUGGACAGAAGGAUUCCAAGUCUUGUCUCUCGGUGGCGGUUGCUAUAGCAAAGGAACUAUUCAACACGAGAUGCUCCAUGCUUCAGGGUUUUGGCACGAACAGUCCAGACCUGAUAGAAACCAAUACGUCGAAGUUCUGUGGGAGAAUAUAGAACCGAAUAUGGCCUACAAUUUCAACAAGUAUACUCACGCCAACAUUGACAUGCUGAACAAACCGUACGACUAUGAUAGUAUCAUGCACUAUGGCAAGUAUGGGUUUUCGAUUAAUGGCAAGCCGACCUUACAAGCUCUGGGAGAUCGUAGCAGAAAUAUAGGCCAGAGAAACAGUCUUAGUCCAACCGACAUCCUGGAGCUGAAUGCUUUGUAUGACUGUAAAACUAAAAGUGGAGGAUGGAGUGACUGGUCUAGCUAUAGCCCAUGCGACUAUUCGUGCUAUAAGUAUCGCCAAAGGUUUUGCACAGCAGAACACAGAAGUAAUUGUCCAGAAGCUAACUUUUAUGGAAUUCAAACGGAUAUGAAACGCUGUCCUCACGAAGAAUGCAAUGCUCCUCUUGAUGGUCACUGGGGUCGGUGGUCGUCGUGGGGAUCCUGCAGCACGACAUGUGGAGAAGGAAGCAAGACUCGAACGAGAAUUUGUGACGACCCAGUUCCCAAGAAUGGCGGCAAAAAUUGUGUUGGAUCCAACACGGAACAACGUUAUUGCAAAGUUCGAUCCUGUGGCUUGGGGCCUGAUGACUGCGAGUUUGACAACUUUUGCUUCUGGACCCAAGACAAGUCUGACACCAAUCCCCAUCCCUGGGCCCUCAACAAGGGGACAACACCCAGUGCCAAUACUGGACCUAAAGGAGACCAUACAAGUGGAUCAGGAAGCUACAUCUUUAUCGAGGCCUCAGCCCCAGCUGCCACAGGAAAUACAGCCAGACUACUUAGCAAAAUCUUUCCUGCAACUUCCGGACGCUGUAUGAGCUUCUGGUACAGCAUGUAUGGUGGUGGAAUGGGUGAUCUUAACGUCUACCUCAAAGAUCCAGAGACUGGCGCCAUGGAAAAGAUAUGGAGCAAAUCAGGUGAUCAAGGCCAAGAUUGGAAAAAUGCAGAAGUUACGAUCAAGAGAGCAGCUAAUUACAAGGUGGUGUUUGAGGCAGUGAGAGGUGUCGACUUUAGAAGUGACAUAGCCCUGGAUGAUGUGACAUUCAAAGAUGGCAGUUGUGCAGGUCUUCGACCUACAAUAGCACUUCCUACAACAAAAGUGGUUCCUACUACUUCCCCCACCAAGGCACCUAUAUCUCCUCCUGCUGAUGUCUGUAAUUUUGGUACCGCAAGUGGGACGCUGUGUACAUGGAUCAAUGACCCAACUAAUCCUAAAACACCGGACAAUUAUUAUCAGUUUAAUUGGUGGACUCAUGUUGGUCCCACGCCAACUAGUAAAACCGGACCAUCUUCUGGCCAUGGAGGAUCAGGCUACUAUCUUUACAUCGAGACAUCCAGUCCCUUCCAGCAAGGCAUGAAGGGAAGGUUAAUGAGCAAACAGUACAAGGCUUCUUCUUCCAUGUGCUUUGACUUCUGGUAUUUCAUGUAUGGUACAUCAGUUGAUACUCUGACAGUCUAUAUGGAAAAUAGUUCAGGUCGUACCAAACUGUGGACAAGAGAUGGUAACCAAGGCAACGACUGGUUUGAAGCCAAGAUUCCUCUAUCAAGCAAUACAGACUUCAAGGUAACAGAACAAGAUCUUACAUUUAUCUUUUAUUAUUAGCCUACCCUAUCUAUACCGGAAUAAAGUAAAUAAUAAU
This is a messenger RNA of Actinia tenebrosa (Australian red waratah sea anemone), 2341 nucleotides long. RefSeq lists its product as uncharacterized. Lineage: Eukaryota; Metazoa; Cnidaria; Anthozoa; Actiniaria; Actiniidae. Gene Ontology annotation, biological process: proteolysis. Gene Ontology annotation, cellular component: membrane. Gene Ontology annotation, molecular function: metalloendopeptidase activity; zinc ion binding. The record is from RefSeq and is a predicted model, not a curated record.